Molecule: messenger RNA, 2858 nt
Organism: Chenopodium quinoa (quinoa)
Lineage: Eukaryota; Viridiplantae; Streptophyta; Magnoliopsida; Caryophyllales; Amaranthaceae
Product: GPI transamidase component PIG-S-like
Exons: 13
Coding region: 83-1960 (625 amino acids)
Biological process (GO): attachment of GPI anchor to protein
Cellular component (GO): GPI-anchor transamidase complex
Source: RefSeq, a predicted model, not a curated record
AAGUUAAAAGUCCUUCGAUCAUUUGGGAAGGACAAAAAGGGAGGGAGUUAUAGACGAGUCAUUUUUGUUAGUCGUCGAAAACAUGCCGGAGAGUUCGAGGAGAGAGAAACCUCCGUCAGGAUCUCCGACCAAUGAUCCCGGUGAAACCACCGGAAUUUCCGCCGGAGAAUCGCAAUCUUCGCCGGAAAAUCAAUCGGAAUCCUUUGAUUCCUCCAAAAUGCGAAAGACCAAGCCUGGAAUCAAGCGUCUUUCCCUUACACUUUCCGUCCUUUUCUCUUUCAUCUUAGGAUUUCCUUUUCUGCUGAAGUCUGUGGAAAUUUAUCGAUCGCCGCUUCCAUUUAAGUACAUGGAUUCGCUUUCUAGUGUUAUUGAAUCGGAACCUUUGCUCUUUCCGUGUCAAUUUCAAGCAGUUUUUUUAGGUUUUAGGGAUGAAUUAAAUGAUGCGGAUAAACUGGGGAUUUCGAUUGUGGAGCGUAUGAGGGAAGUGGUGGGUAAUGAUCAAGCUUGUGGAAGUUGCCGGAGUAAUUUUACUGUUUCAAUUUCUUUGGAGACGGAGAAGGGUUGUGUGCAGAGUAAUAAUGGCAAGAUUGGGUGCUCUUGGCAAUGUGAGUUGUUGAAAGAUAAUGAUUUUGAUGCAAAGUGGAAGGAUGAUGAAUAUGUUGAUGGAUUGUUGGAAAAUGCAGUAUCAGGCAGUCAGAAAUGUGCAGGUUCUAAGGGAAAGGUUUACAGCGUUGUUGUGGUGAAAAAUGAUGAGGAGGUCAGGGCAGUGGCAGGAAAGCAUAGGCAUGGAUGGAUCAUUGGUAAGGUGUCCGAGGCAGAGGCUGUGGAGAGGAUUGCUGAAAUUUUUGUUAGGGUAUUUAUGAACGGAGGGAAAGAUGAAGGCUCGAUUCAUGGGGAGUUUAUGCCUGUUGGUGCUGAUGGUCGGGUUGUACUAUCUUUUAGCUUGUUAAAUUCUAAUCCACAUGACUGGAUUUAUGACUGGGAUUUCCAGAGAGUAAAUGAGAUUCAACUGACUCCUAUUGUUGAGGCUUUGGCACCGAUAGCUAAUAUAAGCGUAGAAAGUCAGAUUUUGUACCAUACUCCAAAAUCCUUUUCCUCUUAUUGGGAUUACCAAAGAGACGCCUACAUUUAUGACUCUAAGGACCUCCCUUUUUUUGUAAAUUCAAAUGAAUGGCAUUUGGAUACUUCUAUUGCGGCUGGAGGACGUUCAAAAAUCCUUCACAUUGUUGUAUACAUACCAUCUGCAAAGGAGUGCCCUCUUUUACUGCAACUUCCUAAUGGAGAGAUCUCCAUGACAAAUGGCUUUAUAUCUCCUAUGUGGGGAGGUGUCAUUGUCUGGAACCCUUCUGGCUGUUCUGGUCAUUCUGAAACUUUGCGUGAGGCUAGGCAUACAAUCUCCUUCAAGGAUCUUGAAAAUAUUGUUGAUGUUUUUAUGGGGCAAUUGCGGCAGCUUUUUGGUCUUAAGUCUGAGAGCCUUUAUGCUGGUUCUUCAGGAAUAGUCAAUCUUCUGGCAAGUGAAAGAGGCUUCACAGAAUGGGAAUUGGAUCUGUUGGCCCGGCAACAUACAUGCUUCAAUCUUCAGUCAUGUGCAACCACGCUUGGAUCUCUUUCCAGAUUGGUUCAAUCACUGCCAAGGAUGAUCAUAAAGGAUGAAAUAGGAAAACAGGUACAAUACUCUCUUCAUGCUGCAAAUUUUGCGCGAAGCAAUGCUACUCUUGGUGCCUAUGAUGAUUCUGCUGUGUUGUCACGGCAAGCAAGAUCUUUGGCCGAAGAUGCCUUUUUUCAUCCUUCUAUCAUGUCUGUGAGCUAUUACUCAUUUGAGCACUGCUUUGCAGUCUACUCGCCCUUCUUCCUACCAGUAGCACUGCAUGUUCUCCUUGCAGCUUUCAAGGAAUGGAAACGAUACAAGCAAGAAAAGCUGAAGUACUUGACAUGGAAAGCGAAAGAAGUUGCAUCUUAAACCUCAAGAAUGAGCAGAAUGUAGACUCAACUGCUCCCAGAAAACUGUGAUGAGCAGAAAAAUUGCCCAUUGCUUCGUUCAUGGAAUUUUUGAAGCCCUCUUUUGAGCCUUGUUGUGCAAUGGGUUGGAAAAGGCUCGUAUGCCACUUUUCUGAGCACUGAGGCGAAGUAGAAAUAUUGGAGCUUACUCCCUUUUCAAUCAUCAUGGUUGCUCCCAGAUCUGAGGACAUCCUGCUUCUGACAGUUUAAUUUAUUUGUCGUGAUGGCAUGCUAAGCUAACUAGUUUUGUAGAAGAGUUAAGGAAACAAAGGGUAAGUAGUGUUUUUUUUCUACAAAUGUUAAAUUAAAGAAUUCUGAAAGAACUUGGGCAAGCUGUAUUUUUUGUAGAAACUUCAUGUUUAUUACUUACUGGCCCAAGGAUCUGUCUGUUUUUUUUCUUUUUUUUUUUUUUUUUUUUUGCAGCUAAUCAAAUGGUAGUUAGUUUAUUUAUUACGGUGUUUUUUGCAUCCUUGUAUUCCAAAAAAAAUUUCUUUGUUAAAAAAACAAUGAUUUUUGACUCAUUGAACCAACUCAAAUUUUACAAUUUGCGUGACAAGAAAAUAAAUCUUAGCACGCCCUCUCACUCGGCAAUAUUCAUAGUCCAGCAGAAAAGCAUGCCUCAAACAUCAUAUGCUUUUAUACAACAUGGUCGCACCAAAGAUGUGCCCCACAAUCUUAUACAGUUAUCAUACAUGAUUGCACCAAAGACAGGUAUCACAGCGCAGCUGACAAUUACAGGUGAAGACAUGAGGGGGAUACAAAAAUUAUCUUCCCACUCCAGGUUUUUCCUCAUGCACACACACGGAUGUACAAUGGUCCAGAUGCACCUAAUUUAUGUUAGCAAGGCAUUAAACUGAGUC